CUGUUUGUCAGCAUUGACACCAGCGUUUUAAACUUUUCUUCAUCGUGAUUUUAGCUCGAUAAUGCGCCACGUGUUCUAGAACAACUGAUGUCUACCGUAAAUUUGGUGUUUACUACUCAGAAAUCAAAAUAAAUCCCUAAAGAUUAAAAAACAGCCUGUAGUAGAAGCCGCUCUACCCGUUGAAGGAGAAAUGCCCAAGAAGAAAACCGGUGCUCGGAAAAAGGCAGAAAGUCGCAAAGAACGGGAGAAACAGAAUCGAGCCAAUCGAGAACAUGUCGAUGUGGCCAAACAUCCCUGUAACGUCAACAUGGACUGCGACAAAUGUCAGAGAAAACAGAAGAACAGAGCUUUCUGCUACUUCUGUAACGCAGUGCAGAAAUUGCCUGUCUGUGCCCAGUGUGGCAAAACCAAGUGCAUGAAAUCAUCAGACUGUGUGGUCAAACAUCCGGGAAUCCACACCACUGGGAUGGCCAUGGUGGGAGCAGUGUGUGACUUCUGUGAAGCCUGGGUGUGCCACGGUAGGAAAUGCCUGAGCACUCACGCCUGUGCAUGCCCCCUGACGGACGCAGACUGCAUUGAGUGUGACCGUGGUGUUUGGGAUCAUGGAGGGCGAAUCUUCCGCUGUUCCUUCUGUCAAAACUUCUUGUGUGAGGAUGAUCAGUUCGAGCACCAGGCAAGCUGCCAGGUCCUUCAAGCAGAAACAUUCAAAUGCGUUUCCUGCAAUAGACUCGGACAACACUCAUGCCUGCGCUGCAAGGCCUGCUACUGCGACGACCACACCAGGAGUAAGGUCUUUAAGCAGGAGAAGGGAAAAUCUCCACCUUGUCCAAAGUGCGGCCACGAGACCCAGGAGACUAAAGACCUCAGCAUGUCCACUCGCACGUUGAAGUUUGGCCGCCAGGCCGGCGCUGACGACGACGACGACGAUUACGAUGGGGCGUCCGGUUAUGAUUCCUACUGGAAGAAUUUAGCGUCGGGAGGCAGAGACCAAGAGGAUGACUAUGGUGAGGACGACGAGGAGGAGGAUGAGGACGACGAGGAGGAGGAUGAGGACGACGAGGAGGAGGACGAGGACGAAGAUUGUGCCGAGGAAGCGGCCGAUUCCCUGGCGGAACUUAAAGUGGAUGGAGACGCUGCGUAAACUGGGAUGGACUGAGGAAUCAGUAGACACAUGUAAACUAGGACAACGCCGAUUAUAAAUACUGGAGGUGCCAAAGUCUGCACAGAUACAAAACUAGAACAAUCACAUUUAACAGUUUAUUCGCUUAAUUGGUAGUUAAAAGCUUGUCCAAACAUUAUUGCCAUGCUCUGAUCUCUGAUUAGCUCCUGUUGAGACACGCUUGUUUCACGUGUAAUCUGGCAAUAAAUCCCUGUCUGCUGGAGCACA
Molecule: messenger RNA, 1387 nt
Organism: Betta splendens (Siamese fighting fish)
Lineage: Eukaryota; Metazoa; Chordata; Actinopteri; Anabantiformes; Osphronemidae
Gene: noazfp
Product: zinc finger protein 330
Exons: 10
Coding region: 191-1141 (316 amino acids)
Cellular component (GO): nucleus
Molecular function (GO): zinc ion binding
Source: RefSeq, a predicted model, not a curated record